ACCACUACCAGGCAAUGUAACACCUUGUCUGGUAGUGACAGUCGACUUUUCCUGACUCACAGGGAGCAAACUUCUCUCUCUCUUUCCAGCACUUUCUGGUUUCUUCUCCCUGACAAUUCGUUCUGCUGACUGACAACAUCCACUCGGACCCUGCAGAGGAAACUUCUCCGCCUCUCUUCACUUCUUACCCUCUUCCCUCGCUCUGCUCUGAUCUCGUACACGUUAGGGAGAGGUGGUCGCUGGUUGUCGGGCGUUUUUAUUUUUUCUGGCUUGGGUGCGUGUAUGUGUGUGUUUGAGUGAGUCAGUAUGCCAUGUCGUCCCCCGGCUCGUCGUUUGUGCAGAUAAAGCAUGAGGAUUUGCUCUUCUACGAGAACUGCGGAGGAGGAAGCUUCGGGAGCGUCUACAGAGCCCUCUGGAUAUCCCAAGACAAGGAAGUGGCUGUGAAGAAACUCUUGAAGAUCGACAAAGAGGCUGAGAUUCUCAGUGUACUGAGUCAUAAGAACAUCAUUCAGUUUUAUGGAGCCGUGCUGGAAUCUCCCAACUAUGGCAUUGUCACAGAAUAUGCUAGUGGAGGGUCUCUGUAUGAGUACCUUUCCAGCGAGCAGAGUGAGGAGAUGGACAUGGAACAGAUUAUGACGUGGGCCAUACAGAUAGCCAAAGGGAUGCAUUACCUCCAUGCAGAAGCUCCUGUCAAAGUGAUUCACAGAGACCUCAAGUCACGAAAUGUGGUAAUGACAGCAGAUAAAGUGCUGAAGAUUUGUGACUUUGGAGCAUCUAAGUUUCUGUCCCACACCACCCACAUGACGGUGGUGGGCACUUUCCCCUGGAUGGCUCCUGAAGUCAUUCAGAGUCUGCCUGUCUCUGAGACCUGCGACACCUACUCCUACGGCGUGGUGCUAUGGGAGAUGCUGACUCGGGAGGUUCCUUUCAAAGGUUUCGAGGGUCUACAGGUUGCGUGGCUGGUGGUGGAAAAACAAGAGAGACUGACCAUCCCCACCAGCUGUCCAGCAAGUUUUGCAGAACUGAUGAGGAAAUGUUGGCAAGCAGAUCCAAAGGAGCGUCCACAUUUUAAGCAGGUGCUGGUAACCCUGGAGACCAUGGCUAAUGACAGCAGGCUACCGGACCAGUGUAACUCCUUCCUACAUAACAAGGACCAGUGGAGGUGUGAAAUUGAGUCGACCCUGGAGCGCCUCCGGAAGCUAGAGAGGGAGCUUUACUCCAAAGAGAAGGAGCUGGAGGAGAGGGAGAGGAGGCUCAGGCUGUGGGAGGAGAGGCUGAUGGAGAGGUCCAACAUGACUCCCAGUCCCACCUCCCUACUCAUGGAGCGCUCGAACAUCUCACCAUUCUUCACGCCAAUGUCCAUCGGCUCCUCCGGCUCUUUCUUCCGCUCGCACUCUCAGGACUCCAACAGUGCAGGGGUCAGCAGCGCCGGUGUCAGCUGCCUCCUCCGCACACUCAGCAACGGCGACACCGAGAGGGGGAGCAGCGCGGUGCUGGAGAGGGGGGUGGGCUCGCUCGACGGCGGGAGGCUGCACGCCAUGCUCCGAGGGUUGCAGGGGAGGUUCGGAGAGGAGGAGGAGGAGGCGGAGGAAGGAACCGUGGAGGAGAAAAGCUGGGGGCAGCAAGGCAAAGACAACAGCGGGAGUCUGGAGGGUGGACGGGUGCAGGUGACGCUCAGGAGCUUCCCGGGCGGCGUAGUGGAGAGGGAGGAGAGGACGUGGGAGGAGGGGGACAGGGAGAGAGGGGGGAUGCAGAGGAGCAGGGUGACCACCAUAGUCAGAGGGUACUCGGGUGGGUUUGGAGAGGCAGAGGGGGAGAGGGAGAAGGAGGGAGGGUGGGAGAUAGAAAAAGUCGGGGACAGGCUGGAGGAGAGAGGGAUGGAGGGAGCUACUAUGCCUGCUAUGUUCAAGGGUCUUCACGGCAGCAUGGGGGGGUUGGGGGACAUGCUGUCUUUAGACAUGGAUGAGAUGGGGGAGAUGGACAGACUAGGUGACAUGGACAUGAACAUGAACAUGGGCGACCUGGGAAUGAUGAAGGUGGUGGGCCACGGUGUCAGGAGCGAGCUGGGGGUCAGGGGUCGCAGGAGUGACAUGGGGGUUGUAGUCCAGGGAGUGAGAGGCGACGUCAGUGAAGCCAUCAGCCAAAAGAUUAGAGGCGAGAUGGGGGUCAUCGGUCACUCUGGGGUGCAGGUGAGCAUGCGGUCGUCGUCCAAUCAGAACUCUGUGAAGAGCUGCAGCGUGAGACACGGAACCAAGAUCAACAUGGCGACAGCGGCCAUGGACAUGAUGGAGCUCGACUGGUCUGACAGCGACUAGAAAACACACGUUAGCAGACACACGCACAGAAAACACACCUAAAGACACAGAGGCCAAACUAGAAAGAUUUUGACUUGUUAGCACAUACAGUAUCCGAGCUAUAGUAUGUGCUUUACAAGCUCCGGUUCAAACAGCUGGUAUACACACAUUUCUUUUGUUAUUUUUUUUAAUUGAAUGGAUGAUUACUACACCCAUGUGUACUGUGAAGCAGGAAGGAGCAAAAAAAAAGACAAUUAGAAGUUGUCUGGUCAUGUUGUCAGAAUGACUUCACCUGUGUAAUUUAAUGUGCUAUUAAAACUGCUGCAUAACAUACUGUAAGAGGUACAAGUGUUACAAAAUAACACACUUGAAUGGCGCUCUAAUGAAGCAGCACUGUCUAUCGUUUUCCCCCUGCUUACAGAGCAUCUUGUAGUUUGUAGAUUUGAUUUGUUGAAAACAUGCUUUGACUUUAUCAGCUCUAACUGUGAUCUAGUGUGUGAAUUUUUGGCAUUUCUUUCUGUAUAUUUUAUCAUUUUUCAAUAAAAAAGAAAUCCGAUUUCA
Messenger RNA from Amphiprion ocellaris (clown anemonefish), 2855 nucleotides. Its product is annotated as tyrosine-protein kinase ABL2-like. Gene Ontology annotation, biological process: protein phosphorylation. Gene Ontology annotation, molecular function: ATP binding; protein kinase activity. Bases 312 to 2315 code for a protein of 667 amino acids. The transcript is spliced from 11 exons. Lineage: Eukaryota; Metazoa; Chordata; Actinopteri; Pomacentridae. Gene Ontology annotation, cellular component: cytoplasm. The record is from RefSeq and is a predicted model, not a curated record.